UUGCAUGCUUACUUCCACCUAGCGCUUUAUCACACCGAAGUUGUCUUUCAUGCACCGAAGCAUCUUGAGCACCAAGCUUAUCUUGCUGACACAGUUCCCUUUUCUCCUUCUUCCUCUACCUUCCAUAAUGGCGUUAAAGGUCCACGCGGUGAGCGAGGUCCAGUAGGUGAUCCCGGACCUCAGGGUCCACCAGGACCCAUGGGUCAGGUUAAGAUCCUCAAUGCGCCCAAUGACGUGGAAGACACCAUUAAUCGACGACGUCGACAGGCUCCUGAUCCCAACCAGGACAAUGUCUUUCUUCCUUUGCCUCCUUAUCAACUUUUCUUGGACGAAUAUACUACGCCUAGUGCUUCCUCUUCGCUCCAUUGGGAGGCGUCUACAAAGGACUGA
Messenger RNA from Hydatigera taeniaeformis, 390 nucleotides. The record is from the annotation of a GenBank genome assembly. Lineage: Eukaryota; Metazoa; Platyhelminthes; Cestoda; Cyclophyllidea; Taeniidae.